Molecule: messenger RNA, 3982 nt
Organism: Aspergillus pseudotamarii
Lineage: Eukaryota; Fungi; Ascomycota; Eurotiomycetes; Eurotiales; Aspergillaceae
Product: ssDNA endodeoxyribonuclease RAD2
Exons: 1
Coding region: 382-3795 (1137 amino acids)
Biological process (GO): nucleotide-excision repair
Cellular component (GO): nucleus
Molecular function (GO): DNA endonuclease activity; single-stranded DNA binding
Source: RefSeq, a predicted model, not a curated record
GUUACUAUAGCUUGUGGUUGCUGAGAUAUUCCAGUAGUAAAAAGGGCUGAGUUGUAUGGAAUAUAGAGCUGCGUCGCCAGCUUACAUGCGUCGCUCGCUUACCAGUUACGUUAGGCAAGCGUCCAGAAAGAGGCAUAAUUGAGCACGUGAUAUCGCGGUUCUCGUGUCGACGCAGUGGCGACACGAGCCGAGGGAGUUACUUACAAUCAUCUCUAGUUAUCGCAGUGUCGAGGGUCGUCCCACCGGUUGGGCCGUCGACUUUCGUGAGCCUUCAAGACCGUGUAUACUGUUCACUGUUUGGUCUAUGAGUGCGUCAUAAGGUCAUGUACUCGAGGGUAACUACUAUGACGCAACCUUAGAUCCGCCAUUCGCUAGGUCAGCAUGGGUGUCCAUGGGCUUUGGACCGUUUUGCAACCUUGCGCGCGGCCUAUAAAACUAGAGACACUGAAUAAGAAGCGCCUAGCGGUUGAUGCGUCGAUCUGGAUAUAUCAGUUCUUGAAAGCUGUACGUGAUAAAGAAGGGAAUGCCCUUCGUAAUUCUCAUAUCAUUGGCUUCUUCCGUCGCAUCUGUAAGCUGCUUUACUUCGGAAUAAAGCCGGUCUUCGUGUUUGACGGUGGUGCACCGAUUCUUAAAAGACAAACCAUAGCUGGCAGGAAGAAAAGACGGGAGGGUCGCAGAGAGGAUGCCGUACGAACCGCCGGGAAGCUGCUUGCCGUGCAGUUGCAAAGGUCCGCGGAGGAAGAGGCAGCCAGACUCAAAAAUGGAGUGUCUGGAGAGCAAGAGGAAGUCCCGGAUAUUCCGGUGUAUGUCGAAGACGCUGGUAUGACCGAGAAAGAGAAGCGCCAAGCUCGGUCAUUCAGGAAAAGGGAUGCUUACCACCUCCCGGAUUUACAUGUUUCACUGGAAGAGAUGGGGGCUCCAAACGAUCCACGGAUUAUGUCUCGUGAAGAACUUGAAGAAUAUGCAAAGCAGUUUUACAGAGGUGAAGACAUUAACCUAUACGACUUCUCCAAGAUCGAUUUCGAUAGCCCAUUUUUCAUGAGUCUCCCUGCCACGGAUCGAUAUAAUAUCCUAAAUGCCGCGCGACUACGAAGUCGGCUGCGCAUGGGUUAUUCUAAGGAGCAGCUUGAUAAUAUGUUUCCCGAUCGUAUGGCCUUCUCAAAGUUCCAAAUUGAGAGGGUGAAAGAAAGAAAUGACCUUACUCAACGUCUGAUGAAUAUUAACGGCAUGAAUGGUGAAGAUGCUUUCUAUAAAUCGGGCCAGCGGAUUGCUGGAGAGCGCGGUAAGGAGUAUGUGUUGGUCAAGGACAAUGCCGUGGAAGGUGGCUGGGCGCUGGGUGUCGUAGGAAAUAAGGAUGAAGGGCGGGAGCACAAACCUAUCGAUGUCGACCAGUAUGGCAAGCAAGAAAUAUGUCCAGAGAAGGAUGAAGAUUCGGAAGACGACGGGGGCUUUGAGGAUGUGCCCAUAGAAGGCCUCAACCGACUUCCCAAACUUGAGUUCCUUCGAGAAGGCAUCUUCGAUGCUUCGAUCAGACAGCAAAUGCAGGAGAACCCUGAGCGAAGGGCCACUCAUGGUCUGCCACAGAGCCAUGAAGAUGACUCUCUUUUCGUGCAAGAGGAUGAGCACGAAAGACCACACCGCCGCGGCCGUCGCGCUAUUGAUGAUAUAUUUGAGAUGGAUGGAGAGAGUCAAGAUGAGGAUCUUCAAAAAGCGAUAGAAAUGUCGCUGAGACCCACAUCUCCUCUAGAUCAACACGAUAACGACAUGCCAGACAUCUCGAUCAAUCGUAGCAGUGUUCCUCUAGCUCCGCUCAAGGAAACCAUACUAGGUUUCAGUCCUGAAAGCGAUGGUGAUGACAAUGGCAUAGACUUUGCAACUGCCCUGGCGCAGUCGAAGAGGGCAAAGAAAGACCCAGUCUCGAAUAAUCCUUUUAAUGGGCCUCUCCCUUUUGAGUCUAUCAAGCUUGACAAGCCCUUCAAAAUAAAAAAGCCCCAACAUGAAGAGCUCGAUCAGCAUGCAGGUGGCUUCGAAAAAGAACCAGCAAAGCAAACAAUGACCGAACAACCGUUACCACCUUGGUUUUCUGGGGGGAGCUCGACUGCCGAGUUUAUUGCCGAUAACGAUGAUAGCCCAUUGGAAACUCAUCGAGAUAGUACCAUGACCCCAGACCAUGUUUUCCUGAAAAAUCAUCAAACCCCCACAGUCAUUGAUGUUGAUAUGCUUCCUGGCUCAGAUGAGGUGAUUGACUUGGAAGCAAACUCUGAGGAGUGCAAACAGCCUCGGGCUACACAAACACUGAACAAGACACAGAGCCCGACAAAGGAUACCACGGCUGCAUUCCGUGAGAUUUCUACGACAGCUCCUGAAGCUAUCAACAUUCCCGGACAAGUUUUUAUUGCAGAGACUGCCCAUGAACCAUCUACUUCCCAUGAGAUAGAGGCUAGUAGGGAUGAACAGGCAAACCUGUUGCGUACCCAACCGUCGCCAUCUCCCGAGUUUGAAGAUGUUGAGCUACACCCAAAAGAGGCGACAACUGGCACUGUCGUUCCUGAGGUGGAGUCACAAAGCCAUCGAGUUGAUCAGCUUGAAGAUAUAACUGGGGAAGAUGAUGGGUUUUCAGACCCAGAAGAUGAGGAACUGAUGCGACAGCUUGCGGCUGAAGGUGAAGAACAUGUCCGAUUCGCGGCUACAUUGAACUCUACGUCGCACACCGAGAAUACAUUCGAUUACGAGCAGGAGCUCAAACAGCUGCGAUCCCAACAGAAGAAGGAUCGCAGAGACGCGGAUGAAGUGUCUCAAAUCAUGAUCUCUGAGUGUCAGCAACUUCUAACGCUGUUUGGCUUGCCCUACAUUACCGCACCAAUGGAAGCCGAGGCUCAAUGUGCAGAGCUGGUGACAUUGGGCCUCGUCGAUGGCAUCAUCACUGACGAUAGCGAUAUUUUCUUGUUCGGGGGUACACGCGUCUAUAAGAACAUGUUCAACCAAGGGAAAUUUGUCGAAUGCUAUCUAACUUCUGAUUUGGAGAAAGAAUAUGCCCUCCAUCGAAGGAAACUUAUCAGCUUUGCCCAUUUACUUGGCAGUGAUUAUACAGAAGGUAUCCCCGGCAUUGGGCCGGUGACAGCGCUGGAAAUUCUCACUGAGUUUUCUAACCUGGAAGAGUUCCGUGAUUGGUGGACCCAAGUUCAAAUGGGAGUGAACGUAUCCGACGGGGAGCAUGCUGCUUUUUACAAGAAGUUCAGGAAGCAGGCUUCUAAAAUCUUUCUGUCACCUUCUUUCCCGAAUGGCCAGGUUGAUGUGGCAUAUCUCGAACCCGAAGUCGAUUCGGAUCCAUCUCCCUUCCAGUGGGGAGUCCCCGAUUUACAUGGCCUGCGCAAUUUUCUGAUGGCGACGAUCGGGUGGAGUCAGGAACGGACCGAUGAAGUUCUGGUGCCAGUUAUCCGUGACAUGAACCGCAGAGAGCAGGAAGGCACGCAGUCUAACAUCACAGCUUUCUUCCAAGGACCUCAGGGGGCCGGCGCUUUUGCACCGCGUGUCCGCAGCGGAGGCCAGAGCCGAAUGGAAAAAGCAUUUAGCCGACUUCGACACGAAGCCAGGAGCGAGGCAGUCCAGUCUACACAAUGUACCAGAGCUGAGACCAACCCAGCGGAGCAGUUGGAAAGCACUGGUUCCUCCCAGCCUCCACAGGAGAAAAAAAAUAUAGGUACUAAACGGAGUGCACAGGCUAAGGAUAGUGUGAGUGGUGAUGAUGUCACCGGAAAGAAACGAAGGACCCGACGAACUAUUACGAAAAAGUAAAUAAAACUCUCUCGCUCUCUACUUUAUUAUUAUUCCUCUUUUCUUUUUCUCCCCCUUCUUCCUUCCCAGGUUGUUAUGUAAUAGAAGCUCGAAUAAACUAUAGAUGGCGCACAACCCCACUGUUAGUCAUAGCCACAUAAUGUUGCUUGGGAGCCAAUAGCUCGGGAUGCGAUCUGACGACGAUCCC